UCAAAACAAGCCAAACGGUAGGCUAAAAAUAAACCUACGUAAAGUUAGCUAAACUAAAACAUAUCAACUAGAACCUCUUCAUACUAUACAUAGUAUCUACUUGUCAAGCACUCGCAGCUAUACUGAAUACAUCAAGACUAAGCCAUCUUUAGCAACCACUUAGUUGCCCGUGUAAUAGUAGGAUAGAAAACGUCGAAUGCUAAUUUACAAGUCUGUGCAUGAGUACUCAUUCUCAAAGUAUAUAUGUUUUUGAAAUUUCCCACCUUGAAAUAUUUGUUUCGUUCUUUUGUCCAUCGUAUUUUAUUUCUUCCGUACCCAAAAUCUUCAAUCUUCUUGAAUUUACCGGUUUAGUUAUAUCCGCUAUAUCUCCAUAUAGUGUCUCGUUCCUAAACUUCUUACUCAUCAUACACCCAUAUUCCUGCUACGUAAAUUUAAGCCUUCGAUUCCCCCUACUCAUCUCCACGCCAGUUCAGGACACUCUCCUGUCCAUUAUCUUGUCAUACACAUAUCAUCCUAAUCAGAAUUCUGAUACAUUGAUCCGAUCCAUCAACCUCAAACUUCCACAAUACUUCCAUAUUCAAGUCAUUUCCUCACAACAUAUCAAAAUGACAUCCUUAUCCGAAUGCAAACUUCUCGCAAAAAUAUGGUGCUCACCAACACCAAAAGCACCACUCAUCAAAGCACUUCACAGUGCAUGUCUAACCUACCUCGAAUCAACAAAACUAUAUCAGGAUCCCGAAGCCUGGCCAAUACUCCCACCAAUCAAAAAUAUCCAACAACUACCAAGCGAGAUACUAAGCCUGAUCAUGGAAAAUCUGACACCAGUGGAUAAAGGCAGACUGCGAGUCACAAAUCAUUUUUACCACGCCACGAUCCCACGUCCUACAGUAACUCAUGAAGAUCUCCUUGCUGCCGAAUCGCAAGAUUAUGAGCAAAAGAAUCAUUUGUUGGCAUGCGGGAUAUGCUGCCGCCUGCGACAUAUUUCCAAUUUUGGAAAUGUGCAGAUAACAGGAAGAAGGGCUCGCAGCGGGCCACAGCGCCACAAACGUUUCUGUUUGGAUUGUGGAGUUAAAAAGUUGUUUUAUAGGCCUGAUGGGUAUAUUUAUGUAGGAACAAAUGAGAUAAGGCUUUGUCCUGAACAUAGGAGGUUCGAAUGCACAGCCCGCUGUCUGUCACAUAAAAAUAAGGGUUCUUGGGACCGAGCCAGUUGGCGGGAGCAAAUAAACCUAUCUUACUCAAAAUGCCUCUUACCGAAGGGUGAAAAGCUAAGUAGGGCUCUGAAAGAGGAAGAAUUACACGAGAAGUUUAAGGAGAUAGUACAACAUUCGCACUGAUGCCUCGGAAACUUAGGAAGGUCGAUAAAAUGCUCGUAUCAAAUUGAGGAUCGCUAAAAGAGAGCUAGGAGAGGACGAAACUCAGUUACAAAAGUGUAUCGAUGAGCUAUUGAUCAACGACCCCAACGGCCAUGUCAGAUCACGACUACUUUUCCGGCUACGUACCAUGCGAGGAACCUCAUACGCGAUAUCGGAGCUUUGAUGAGAAAAGAAGGCG
Sclerotinia trifoliorum is the source of this 1551-nucleotide messenger RNA. The record is from the annotation of a GenBank genome assembly. NCBI's taxonomy places the organism in Eukaryota, Fungi, Ascomycota, Leotiomycetes, Helotiales, Sclerotiniaceae.